Salvia miltiorrhiza (redroot sage) is the source of this 2367-nucleotide messenger RNA. Its product is annotated as mitochondrial Rho GTPase 1. The transcript is spliced from 15 exons. Gene Ontology annotation, molecular function: calcium ion binding; GTP binding; GTPase activity. Gene Ontology annotation, cellular component: mitochondrial outer membrane. Gene Ontology annotation, biological process: small GTPase-mediated signal transduction; mitochondrion organization. Lineage: Eukaryota; Viridiplantae; Streptophyta; Magnoliopsida; Lamiales; Lamiaceae. The record is from RefSeq and is a predicted model, not a curated record. The coding region runs from base 195 to 2135 and encodes 646 amino acids.
CCGACCUAAAAAAAUUGUUUCAAUUUACCUGUUCCUAUUUGCUGUCAUCUCCGCCGUCCGAUCAAAUCAGAGACGUCAUCUCCUUCUCGAUUCCUAAGCUCCACCUUAAACCCUUGGAGCACAGGUUCUAGACAGAGAAACCCUCUCUUCUCUCUCUUCCUUCCAGUUUCCCCUACUGCAAGCGGUGAUUGUAAAUGGCGGGAGGUGCUCCGGCUGCUGCUGGUGGGGCGGGGAAUGGUGUAAGAAUUGUGGUUGCCGGCGACGCAAAGUCGGGAAAAUCGAGUUUGAUUGUCACGGCAGCUGCUGAAAACUUUCCGACCAAUGUCCCACCGGUGCUGCCGCCUACGAGGCUCCCCGUGGACUUGUACCCGGAACGUGUUCCUGUCACCAUUAUUGAUACUUCGUCCAGUCCUGAAAAUAGGGACAGGCUAGUUGAAGACCUUACAAGGGCUGAUGCUGUCGUUCUUACUUACGCAUGUGAUAGGCCUGAGACUCUUGAUAGAUUAAGUACUCACUGGCUUCCUGAGCUUCGCCGACUAGAGGUCAAAGUGCCUGUUAUAGUGGUGGGUUGCAAGCUAGAUAAGAGAGGUGAUCAACAGCCAGUUAGUUUAGAGCAAGUUAUGUCACCUAUAAUGCAACAGUUCCGGGAGAUCGAAACGUGUAUUGAAUGCUCUGCGUCAAACCAUAUUCAGAUUCCUGAGGUUUUCUACUAUGCUCAAAAGGCGGUACUCCAUCCAACUGCACCACUAUUUGAUCAGGAGCAACAAGUUUUGAAACCACGUUGUGUGAGGGCAUUAAAAAGGAUAUUUAUUCUUUGCGACCACGAUAGGGAUGGAGCACUCAGUGAUGCAGAGUUGAACGAUUUUCAGGUCAAGUGUUUCAAUGCUCCACUUCAAGCAUCAGAGAUAGUGGGUGUUAAAAGGGUCGUGCAAGAGAAAUUGCGAGAAGGUGUCGAUGAUCGUGGACUUACAUUGACAGGCUUUCUAUUUCUGCAUGCUCUUUUCAUUGAGAAAGGGCGUCUGGAGACAACAUGGACUGUCCUAAGGAAAUUCGGGUACAAUAAUGAGAUCAGAUUGCGUGAUGAUCAGUUGCCACCUCCAAUAAAGAGAUAUCCUGACCAGAGUGUGGAGUUAACUACUGAAGCUAUGGAGUUUCUCAGAAAGAUUUUCUUCACCUAUGAUGUUGAUUGUGAUGGAGCCCUUCGAUCUCAUGAGGUUGAAGAUUUGUUUUCCACAGCGCCUGAAAAUCCUUGGAAUGAAGCUCCAUAUGUGGAUGCUGCAGAAAAGACAGCUCUUGGAGGGCUAUCCCUUGAUGGAUUUUUGUCGCUGUGGGCCCUUAUGACGCUUUUGGACCCAAUUCGUAGCGUUGAGACCCUCAUAUACAUAGGAUACGGUAGUGAUCCGUCAUCUGCUAUUCGUGUCACUCGAAGAAGACGAUUAGAUCGCAAGAAGCAGCAAACAGAAAGAACUGUAUAUCAGUGUUUUGUUUUUGGGCCAAAAGAAUCUGGAAAAUCUGCUUUGCUUAAUGCUUUUAUUGGAAGGCCUUUCCCUGAAGAAUACGUCGCAACAACUGGCAACAGAUAUGCUGUUAAUUUUAUCAAUCAACCUGCAGGACUUAAGAAGACUCUUGUAUUGCGAGAAAUUCCUGAGGAAGGAGUUAAAGAGUUACUGUCAAAGAAGGAUGCUUUGGCAGCAUGUGAUGUGGCAGUGUUUGUUCACGACAGUUCUCGCGAACCUUCUUGGGAGAAAGCAACGGAGAUGCUUGUGGAUGUGGCAAGUCAAGGGGAAGCCACUGGUUAUGAGGUGCCUUGCCUCAUUGUUGCUGCCAAGGAUGAUCUUGACCCUUACUUGACAGAGAUCCAGGAUUCUACAAGGGUAAGCCAGGACAUGGGGAUAGAGGCUCCUAUCCCUCUCAGCACAAAGCUCGGAGAUUUCAGUAACAUAUUCCAUAGGAUUGUGAGGGCUGCAGAGCACCCUCACUUGAGCAUUCCUGAGACGUCAGCUGGGAAAAGCCGUAAGCAGUACCACAGGCUGCUUAACCGCUCCCUAGUGUUUAUAUCUGUUGGAGCUGCAGUUGCUGUCGUUGGGUUGGGUGUUUACCGGGUUUAUUCUGCAAGAAGGAAUUCUUCUAGUUAGGAGGGGGACGGUAAGUCCCAUCUGCAACUCUCCAUUUUUGUGGCCUUGGUGGGUUUUUUUUUUUUUUUAAUUAAUUUUAUUUUAUUUGGGGACAAGUUGGAUGGGUUAGCGCUGGGAAUAUAACCUCUUGCUGAAAUUUAAUUGUGGCAACUCUUUUCCUCUGUUCGACAAAGCUUGUAAUGGGGUUGUAUUUUAAGGAUGAACUCUUUAAUAACAGAUGCAUUUGAAGAAA